Molecule: messenger RNA, 6665 nt
Organism: Oncorhynchus tshawytscha (Chinook salmon)
Lineage: Eukaryota; Metazoa; Chordata; Actinopteri; Salmoniformes; Salmonidae
Product: zinc finger protein 385C
Exons: 10
Coding region: 183-2045 (620 amino acids)
Cellular component (GO): nucleus
Molecular function (GO): nucleic acid binding; zinc ion binding
Source: RefSeq, a predicted model, not a curated record
UUCGAUGACAAAGUGAUAAAUAACAUAAAUCAAAUUGUAUAGGCGCGGCCGUGAUAGCGUUGAAGACCCUUUGAGUGCGCAUUCGUGUGUAGAGUGGCUGCGCGCUAUGACACCCGUGACUCCAGAGCGCGAGCUGGGCUUUCGGCUUUAACAGUCAGUCUUGUCACACUACGUUUCGAAAGAUGUUGGGUACGGACGACCACAGGGACAAUCUGAAACGGAACGGGACAGGAAGGAAGCGUCCGUUCAGCCCACCCUCAGUGUUAGAGAUGGAGGAGGACAGGAGCGGGUUAGGAGUGGGGAUGGGGUUGACUGUGGACAGCGAGGUGUGCUGUGACCCCCAGGAGGAUGGUGUAGUCCUGGGGGAGCAGCCAGGACCAGUUGGGGGCGCCCUGCCCUCGUCUGACCACAGCAGGCCCAAGAGGGAGAGGAAACAGCGCAGUUACACAGUGUGUGACGUGUGUAACAUCCAGCUCAACUCCCCAGCCCAGGCCCAGAUACACUACAACGGCAAGUCUCACCAGAAGAGACUCAAACAGAUGAGCAACGGGAAGGUCCAGCACGGCAACACAGGCACCUCUGCCCAGGGCAACCCCCUCCUGGCCUCCCUGCCUGUUCCGGGACGGCCCCUGCAGCCCCACCUCGACCUCAAGCACUUCCUGCCCUUCAGGCUCAAUGGAUCGUCCCCCCUCAGCCUCUUCCCUAACUUCAGCACGAUGGACCCGGUGCAGAAGGCGGUGAUCAACCACACGUUUGGCGUCCCUCAGCCACUCAAGAAGAAACAGAUCAUCUCCUGUAACAUCUGUCACCUGCGCUUCAACUCCCCGAACCAGGCAGAGGCGCACUAUAAGGGGCAUAAACAUGCCCGGAAGCUGAAAGCCAUGGAGACCCAGAAGAACCGUCAGCGUCGACUUGGGGAAGCCACGUCCACAGGCAAGGAGAGAGACCGGGAACGAGACCGAGAACGGGACAGGGAGAGGGCUAAGACUGCUGCAACUGUUACACUUCCCACUGAGACCCUCCCCGCACUCAUGGACACAGGCCCGAUGGAGGCAACGAAUUUGCUGCCUGCUGACCUGGAGCGAGUGGUGAAUUGUGAGCCUGUGAAGCUGGGCAAAAGCCCCGGCAGCAUCAGCUCUGUGAUGCUGACCCCUGUAUCUGAGGUGUCCUCCAUGGAGCUGGCCACCUUGUCCCCCGGGCCCCAGGGAGAGGUGUCCCCCUCCUCACAGGCCUCAGAGAGCGGAGCCUCAGACACCAGUGGCCCAGAGCAAGGCCCAGAGGCCCCUGGAACAGCCCUGGAGUCAGGUAGCCAGCCGGACACUUCCAGUACAGAGGGGGGUGAGGAUGACAAGGACCCCAAGAGGAUCAAGCCACACCUCCACUGUCCCGUGUGCAAGGUCACGGUCAACUCUACAUCCCAGCUGGAGGCACACAACAGUGGUACGAAGCACAAACAAAUGCUGGAGGGCCAGAGCGUCCAGCCGCGGCGCCGGGGGAAGAUGGCUGGGGGGCGCUCGGCCUGCAAGAGCAAGCGCCUGGGCACAAAGGGCAGCGUGGGGGUGCCCAGCAAGAACUUCCACUGCGAGGUGUGUGAGAUCUACGUCAACUCGGAGACCCAGCUCAGCCAGCACAUGAACAGCAGGAGACACAAGGACCGUCUGGCAGGAAAGCCCCCCAAACCCAAGUUCAGUCCCCACAACAAGAGCCAGCCUACCUCCAGCUUAUCGACUGUGAGAUGGACUGGGUAUGCAGGCGGGGCCGUGUCUGCCAUGAAGAAAAUGUUCAGCCAGUACAACCUCACCUCUCUCUCUACUCAGACCAAACUGGCCUUCCAGAAGCAACUGACCAGGAGCCUGACCACUGGCUUCCUGCCCAGCCCCCUCACCCAGCCCACCUUGUGCACCAUGGCAACCAAUCCUCUGGCUCUGCGCCACCCGGUGGGCACCACCUUCUUUCAGACGCCCUUCCUGAGCCCCACCCUGUUCCGGCCCGCCCCGGGGCCCCUGAGGGCCACACACCCCUCCAUCAUCUUCUCCCCUUAUUAAUGACACAGUACAGCCCCCCGUCCCUCUGUCCCCCUCUACCAACCCCCUUGCCCUGCCUCCAUUACUGUGACCCACAUGACGAGGGCCACGCCACGCACAAACUAUGCAGACCACAGAAACCAGGAUGGAGAGAACGGAGAGAACGAGGCUAACAACUGCUCAUGUCAUGGAGGACACACCCCCAAUGCCAAGGCCCUGCCUCCUCUCCACCACACCCUAUCUGUCUGCUCCUUCUUCUGUGGUUGGUGGCCUGAGGAACAGGACACACCUCCAGGGACACACUGGUGCAGCCAGGAGGCCUCUCUCUUACACAGCCAUUUCAUGGGUCGAUUUGGUUUGGAUUCUUAAUAUUAUUGUGUAAUUUAUUAGAGAACAAAAAUAGAUGUAUCUGUUUAGUGUGGUUGCCACAAAUAAGGUCCCUUUACGUCAUGCUACUCCUCAGAACAUUGUUUCUAUUAUUGGUCGGCUUGCUUUUUGUUGUUAUGGGUCGAUAUAGGGGAUGCUAGCAGGUGAGCCCAAUGCUCUCUGAGCUUGAGACUUUCUUCAGCCAUAUGUGGCGCUGCAGAUCUGCAGUCCUACGGAACCAAGUCUAUGAGUGGGAUCUGUCAGAACUAUAUGAACUCAUAUUUUUCCACCAAGCCCCUAUCUCCCAAACCGUUACUGGGCUCUUGUCAUUGGAACCCAGAGCUCUCAAUUGAUGUGUAGAAUAGAUUAUUAAGCCCUUUCUCUCCCUCUCUUUCUCUCCCUCUCUCUUUCUUUUUCUCGUUCUCUCUCUCUGAGUCACAGCCCAACAUGGCCUUUCAUAAUUCAUUUUUUACCCUGCAUCCCCAGAAUUAAGCACUCAUUAAGGUCCUGAAAAGGUCAGCUUGUCAACUUGAUUUUGUCUCAAGUUGCAGAUCUGCCUCAUUAUAUAUCUUUGCUCCGUAGCAGUGCUGGUGCAUUGGUUCUGACUGUCUCUAUUUCUCUCGUUGCAGAACAGGCAGCACAAAAUCAUUUUUAAAAGCCUAGCUGUCUUAUAUUAUAAUCUGCCAUAGUUCCCUGUAUCCCAGUGAUUUUAUAGUGCUUGAUCCCCCAAUUGUACUCCCUGAGCCAUAGUCCUUAAUUUUCUCUUGAGCUAUCUCAGCAGGAGCUGAUGGAUAGCAGUGAAUGACAAUUUCCCCUUGCUCAAAAAAAACACUAAGGGGUAGAAAUUACUUGAUGGGUUUACAAUCCUCGAUUAAAGGUUUCCACUGUGCAGAGAGAUGUGUGGGUGAUGGGGGGGUGAGAACACAUUUCCCAGAUCACCGAUUGGAUCAUCAGGAAUGGAGGGAAAGAAACAAAGCACAGUGCCAUGGCAACCACAUUAAAAGCACCUUAAACAGAUUUACUUAUGAAAGCAAUGAAAAUAUGUUCUAGUUUUUUGUUCUUGUUCCUGGCGUGAUUUGUCAUAAACUCACGACAGUUUGAUUUAGCAUUUUUCAAUCACACAAACAAUCAACUUAUAACGAUUCAAUUUUAUUGUUAUUAUCCAGGCGACAGGUCUGAAUCUAAAUCUCAGAUCUAGUUCCAUUUUUAAAGCAAUACGUGCAAUGUGUCUGUGUUUAGAGCGGUUAUACAGUAGGAGAAUAUAGGAUGUGGGGAGAUGAUACGGAACAAUGUAUCUGUACCUCUACAGAGAUGCUGUACAGCCUGCCGUACUGUAUUUGAAAGGCCAAUUCCAAGAGUAAUUUGAACUGAUGGGUUGUUGUCAUGUGUUUUUCCUUGAUGGUCAAUCUCAUUCUCAUGAUGCUUCAGCCCUCUCUCUGUGUUGACAUUGCUGGGCUUUCACCUUACAGAGGAGCAGGACACGGCGAUUUAUAUGGAUUACACAGAACAGCCAGUGUUAUUGAUGUCGCAAGUGCAGUAGAACACACAAUCAUAUUCCCAUAAACCCUCUCUCCUAAACAAGUUGACCCACCUUUAAACAAACACUCAAUAAACUCUCUUUGCUGGUUUAUUACCAAACCCAACACUUACACCCAACCAGUCUACUUUAGCAACAGCAAAAUGGGGGAAAUCCUAUGCAGUUAUGUUGUUCCCUUCAGUUCAGGCAGUGCAAUAGUAUUUCCAUGUGUGUGACAUAGCAGCGCCACCUGCAGUGAAGACCAUGUUAUUGCCCUUCUAGAUCAAACCCAGCACUGUUUCUCCUCCAUCUUUUAAAAUCUCUUUGAUUCUGUACAUGUUUCUGAGGCCUUUGUCUAUGGGAAUAUUAAACCAAGCCAUCAGGUCUCUUUGCCAUACCAAUGUGAUUCUCUCCAGUCACAGUAAGUUACUCAGUGAACCAGCCAGCCUAUUGAUCUCCAGUGUUCUAUCUAUCUAUCAUUACAUGGGAACUCUAUGGUAUUCAGACAUUUUAAGGACAUUUUUAUUAAAUAAAUACAUCUAGAGAAGGCAAAUGAUCUAUGUAGAAAAUAUAGAGUAAAUAUAGACAUUUUAUCAAAGUUACUAUUAUCUUUAUCUUGAUGAAACGCUAUCUUAGCUGAGGGCAGACUGUUGAUGUAGACUACAGCAGACACACGCUGUACAUGGAAAGGAGAAAUACUUUGCUUGUUUUUUCUUGUUUGUUUUAUUUACAUGGUUUUACUGUACUUGUUUUUGAACCUACAAAAGAGACAAAUGUUGAAUCGAAAAAUGGUUGAGUGAUUUUUUUCCUUCUUGUUCAAAGUUGAACUGAAUUAUGGAAUUUAAUUAUUAGCGCCACAACACAAUAGAUGUGGGGGGAAAAUGCCUUUCAGAUGUAAUUAUCCAGUAUAUCCCAAGAGUGUCAACCACUGGUCAGUUUCUGUCCUUCUCUGGGCUUACAGUUUCAGCUACAUUAAUACCAUACAAUCAUCCACACAAUCAGAGCCUCUCAAACUUCAUUGCCGUAGAGAUGGGUCUAGCACUGUACUUGUGGAUGAAGUGAAAUAAUAGCCAUACAGAACAGGAUUGGAGAAGUUUGGAUGUAAGAUGUUCAGACAUGGAAUAUGACAAUCAUAUAGGAGGACAUUGUGGUGUGUCCGAGUCUCUCUUUUUCACUCAUCCAUCCCUGUGCACAGCCAAGGGAACCAUGGAUAGUAGACCAGCCCAGAUACAGAGCUCAGUCCUGGGUAUAAUAAGGGAUGUGUCCCAUUAUUAUAGAAAGAGACACUAUGGAUAAAACAAAGCACUAUGAUCACAUUCUCUUCAAUUGCAGUGUGGUGAAAUGUCAAUUAUCUAUCAGUCUACCAGUGACCCAUUUAUUCCAGUAAAAGAACAUGUGCUGUAUGUAAUGGCAGGCUAUGAAACUACAAGGCAGCCAUGUUGACUGAGGCUACUGCCUGUGAGGUGGGAGGAGCUGGAGUUUCUCAGAACUGAGUUUCCUGGUAUAGGAUCUGCAUAUCACUGAUGUCAAAGCACAGCUCUCAUUUCCCCCUAUUUUAGAAGUUAGUCUUCACAGCAGGCAUUCAACACUGCAAAGAUAAAAGAUAAGCGAAUGGAGAAAGGUGUCGGUCCCCAUCUGAGUCCUGCCUCAUUAGCCCUGUUUAUAUCUGGUUCCAACCUGCUUCCUUUUGUCCUGAUCUUGUUCACAUUCUGAUUGUGCCCACAUUUUAGAGAAGUGUAGACAAUUAAAAGAUGCAUUGUGAUCAGGUCUUAUAAGUGUAAACAGACAAGAUCAGGUCAAGAUCAGGAUGAAGGUCACAUGUUAACAGCAGGUAUAAACAGGGCUAUUGUCACAGAAAGGAGUGGCAUGCUGAGGAACAACAGUCUGGAUGAUAUUCUGGAUUAUCUGCACAGUAUUCACACCCAGAUGGUUUCAGUGGGCAGAACAUCAUAACAUCAUACUCUGGAGCGGCUCCAGAUAAUGGAGAGAGAUUAGGUUCUGAACAAUAUCAUGGAACGGUACUGGAUUCUGGACCACCACCACUGCUCAGCUCAGCGCUGUUCUUCACAGCUUUUCUCUGUCCUUUGUGUACAGAGCAGGUCCUGUGUCAUGUGCUCUUGUUGUCUGAACUGAAGCCAGAGUCAGUCUCCUGCCAUAAUAGUGCCAAUCACCAAAGCCACAUCUGUCUGGAGACUCUUCUGGACUGUAAUGAACUGUAACAAGCAUACCAUAAGGAUGUGAAUUUUGUUCAAUCAGCUAUUCAUUUGUUGGCUUCCCAUCUAUGUCCUUUAUUGGAAGGGGAGCCCGUUCUCUUAACGGGCUCCGUUAAGUUGGACAGCAAUGUUGUUCUCACUACCACUGUAGGUCCUUAUGCCAGCUCUCCCCAUGUGUAAAUGUUAGGUAAGCACAAACACACCUCUCCCAUUGCCAAAACAAGGGAAGGUCAAGUGAUCAUACCCAUGUCUGAAGCCAGUGGGGACAGAAGAAACUUGCCAGACCUCUCCUCAAACCCCUACAAUGAUAUAUUGAUCUCUACCUGAAUACUUUGGAGUGACACCCAUUUAUUUUGCUGUGGUGGUCAGUCUGUCAGUCCCUGGGUCCUCCCUCUCUGUAUCAACCCCACAGGGACACGGAGUCAGUUCAGUGUGUAUGUCAAGUUAUACAGUACAUGUCAAUAUUUAUUUUUGACCUUUUAUUUAACUAGGAAAGUCAGUUAAGAACAAAUUCUUAUUUUCAAUGGCAGCCUAGGAACAGUGGGU